Molecule: messenger RNA, 1098 nt
Organism: Auxenochlorella protothecoides
Lineage: Eukaryota; Viridiplantae; Chlorophyta; Trebouxiophyceae; Chlorellales; Chlorellaceae
Product: Cyclin-dependent kinase G-2
Exons: 9
Coding region: 1-1098 (365 amino acids)
Biological process (GO): regulation of mitotic cell cycle; protein phosphorylation
Cellular component (GO): nucleus
Molecular function (GO): cyclin-dependent protein serine/threonine kinase activity; ATP binding
Source: RefSeq, a predicted model, not a curated record
AUGGCCGAGGGGGAGGGCGCGGUGGUUGGCACGGCCCUCCCGGUCAUUCAGGACGUCUAUGACUAUGAGAAGUUGAAGCGCAUUGGGGAGGGGACUUUUGGCAUUGUAUACAAAGCACGCGAUCGCCGCACUGGCAAGAUCGUGGCCCUCAAGAGGCUGCGCCUGGAUCGAGAGCGUGAUGGCAUGCCGGUCACCAGUGUACGGGAGCUCAGGUCCCUGCAGGAGACGUCCCACCCCAACAUCGUCGCCCUGCUUGGCGUGGUCACAGGCGCCUCCCUGGACUCCGUGUUCCUCGUCUUCGAGUACUGCCCCCACGACCUGGCGCACAUCGUGGACCGCCUGGCCGUGCCCCUGGUGCUGUCGGAGAUCAAGUGCCUCCUCCACCAGCUGCUGAGCGCACUGGCGUACCUGCAUGCCAGGUGGACGAUGCACCGGGACCUGAAGCCCAGCAACCUGCUCCUGGACGAGCAUGGCCAGCUGAAGGUGUGCGACUUUGGGCUGGUCAGGCGCUGGGCGCCGAGGCCAGAGCCCCUGACCCCGGGCGUCACCACCCUGUGGUACAGGUCGCCCGAGGUACUGCUGGGCGCCAGGCAGUACGACGGCGCAGUCGACCUCUGGGCAGCGGGGUGCAUCUUCGCCGAGCUCUUGCGCAAUGCGCCGCUCUUUCCAGCACGGACAGAGCUCGCCAUGCUCGCGGCGAUGGGCGGCGUCUUGGGGUCGCCCAACACACGCAUUUGGCCCAGCGUUGGCCGACUGCCUGGCUGGACCACGCUGCAGCUCCCGGACCAGCCACACAACCAUCUCAAGCAGCGCUUUCCUGAGCUGUCCGUCUCCGGCAUCGAUCUGCUGAACAAGUUGCUGACCUACGACCCGUCGCAGCGCAUCUCUGCGCGCGCAGCCCUGCGCCACCCCUUCUUCUCCGAGCACCCCCUCCCCAAGGCCCAGGAGUUCAUGCCCACCUUCCCAUCAGGAUCGACGACGCGGAAGCCAGACUGGGGGCUGCGUUUGGUGACCUUGGUGCUGUGCAUGCCAGGCAGCCUGUACUCCGUCGGGUGGAGUGAGGAGGGGAGGGCUCAGACCCUGGCCUGGCGGAGGUGA